AUGGCAGGCAUCUUCGCCGCUGCUACCUCUCUCAUCAGAGGCACGGCCAUCUCGCAGAAUUAUACCAUCGGACAGCCUGGAGCUUCUUCUACCGCCCUCCCGGAGUCGACCCUUACACCUACAUUCAAUGUCGGCCCCUGGAAGGUCCAGGCUGCGACGCACAAAGUCACUGCGAAACAGGUCAGCGUGUGGUCGUUCGAGAAGCGAUCGGUGGAUAAGAUGGGAGCUGCAGGGAAGGAACGGAUUGUAGAGGUUUUGAAGCAUGAGGCAUCGUCUCUCUCCCGACUACGACAUCCUUGUAUUCUUGAAAUGGUGGAACCAAUGGAAGAGACCCGAGGAGAAAUUAUAUUCGCAACCGAACCCUUAACGUCUUCACUUGCCCUGUCUAUUCCCGUUUCGAGGCGCUCAGGAGGAAGCGGAGCGGAUUCUGGAGAGCUGGACGAGGUUGAGAUUCAAAAAGGCCUACUGCAAGUAUGUCGAGGCCUCGAGUUCUUGCACACAUCAGCAAGAUUGGUGCACUCGAACGUGUGUCCGGAAGCCAUCCUUAUUAACAGCAAGGGUGAUUGGAAGCUUAGCGGCCUGGGUCUGACUAUGCCUCUUAGUCAGCCUGAUGGGACUCCCACACGGUGGGAGUUCCCGGAAUACGAUAAUCGCUUGUUGCUCUAUGCUCAACGGAAGUUCGAUUAUCUGGCUCCCGAAUAUGCGAUCGACGAGCAAAUUACUGUCGCGAGCGAUAUGUACGCGCUCGGAUGUGUGCUUUAUUCCGUACAUAAUUAUGGUCGACCACCGUUCGCGACUCACGGCAGUAUGAACACCUUACGAGAAAAUGCGGCCAGGUUAGGAAGCGGCAAUGCUAUCCAAAAUGCUAUGAUGGGAGGAGACUUGCUCGAUCUUGUAAACCACCUGGUCACACGAAGUCCAGCAAACCGCCUAACCACCGCCACUCUCCCCCAGCAGCCCUUCUUCUCUUCCCUCGCCAUAUCCACUCUCAACUUCCUCGAACGGUCUACCUUCAGCGCCAAGCCGAAGGAAGAGAAAGCGACCUUCAUGAAAGGACUACUCAAAGUGUUACCUCGGUUCUCAGAAGGCCUCAAGCGUCGCAAGAUCCUUCCCAGCCUGGUUGAGGAGAUGAAAGACACUUGGCUACUCCCUUUCAUCCUCCCGAACGUGUUUGAGAUCUCCAAGUCUCUAUCGAAGGAGCAGUUCGCUCAGAUCGUCUUGCCCAAUAUCAAGCCAUUAUUCCAGAUCCGUGAUCCGCCGCAGAAUAUGAUUACUCUCCUAGACAAUCUGAAGCUCUUUCAGGAGAAAACUACCCCCGCGGUAUUUAAAGAGCACGUCAUGCCCCUGAUUUACGCCGCACUGGAGUCAGAACACGUCAACGUCCAGGAACGGGCGCUCACCGCUGUGCCUGAAGUAGACGAGACAGUGGAUUACAGCGAAGUGCAGAGUGUGCUGUUCCCGAAGAUUGCGUUGUUGUUCACUAGGACAAGAGUUCUGUCCGUUAAAGUGAACACGCUGAUGUGUUUCCUUCAUUUGGUCAAAGUGCUGGACACUACAACCCUAACCCAGAAGAUGGUACCGUUACUGGCACGGAUACGAACCAAAGGUGUGAAAAUUCAUCGUAUGGCAACACUAGAUGUGCAUGAAGCUAUGGGUCUGAAAGUGGACCGGGAGGCUGUUGCAACUCUUGUGCUACCACAGUUAUGGUCGAUGUCUAUGGGCCCUCUGCUUUCCGUUGACCAAUUCGCUCGUUUUAUGAAGAUCAUUCGCUCUCUCGGGGACCGUGUUGAACGCGAGCAGAUGCAGCAUCUGCGCGAAAACCAAAGGAUCGAACAGCAAACAUCCGGUGGAAUCUCGGGAUCUCAAUCUGUCAUGGCCGCGAACGGUGAAAUGAAUUUCGAGGACCUUGUUGCCGGCGGGUCAAGUCCAAGGCCUGUGGCAGCCAUGAAUGGGACUUCGUCCACUCAGCCGUCGACAUCUUCGUGGGAUGAGGUUGAUCCAUGGGAUAGCAUUUUCGCAGAAGCCGGGGCAGCGGUAAGCUCACCAAAGUACUCACAGCGAGUCACGCUCAUCAGUGCUCAGUCUACCCCAGCAUCAACCACCGUUUCUACUUUCGCCAGUCCAGCAACCACCUUCCCUCCCCUGCCACAGACGUCCUUCACAACUUCUACCAACCCCAGACCUGCGGCCCAGGUAUCCUCUCCACCAUUAAGAUCUGCAUCACUGACAUCUCCACCUAUAUCCCAACGCACCAUCUCUUCCUCUUCAAUACCACCGCUGUCGAGUGUCAACCGAUAUGCUCCACCAGUCCAACGAGCUUCUUCCCCGCUCGCUGCUAGUAGUUGGGCGCCCCUUCAAACUCAACCGAUAUCUGCGCAUGCCCAGACGCCCUCCGGUUCAUUCCAGACGUCCAAGCCAAACUAUAAUAUCAGCAUGGCUCUUGAACCACCCGUGUCCCUUGGAGGCUCACCAUUCCCAAUGCAACCGCCGUCGUUCCCAACCACGAGCCUAUCUUUUGGCCUUCCGGUGGCCCCCGCGAACCCCCCUUCAUACGGCGCAGCACCCAUCCCCUUCAACAUACCACCAUUAGCCCAGUCUAGCACUGGCAUCCUUGUUCCGACCAAAGUGGGAGCUUCCACUGGAGAUGCGAAGAAGACGGACUGGAAGGACUUCGAUCCUUUGGGUUAG
Molecule: messenger RNA, 2688 nt
Organism: Dacryopinax primogenitus
Lineage: Eukaryota; Fungi; Basidiomycota; Dacrymycetes; Dacrymycetales; Dacrymycetaceae
Exons: 15
Coding region: 1-2688 (895 amino acids)
Biological process (GO): protein phosphorylation
Molecular function (GO): ATP binding; protein kinase activity
Source: RefSeq, a predicted model, not a curated record